CUUCUUACUUAAUAGAUGAAGAGAAAGAGAGAAACGAGAAGAAAGAUGUAUAGCGUUUCUAUUCCUCGCGAGGGAAAGCGGAGACUCGACGCGCAGGGCUUCUGACGAGCUUUACGCAUGAUCUGCGUGCCUGCCGCCGACGAGCUUUACAGGCAAGGAUACGACAUUCAACUACGUGGAAGAACCACGACACGCUAAAAAUAAAAGCUGACGUCAGGAGGCGACGACAGCUGUUCUUCAUAAAAGAAUCUUCGUACUCACGGCACCACAUCUUCAACAGUAAUUUAAGUUAAGAAGCUCAUCCAAAAUGGGAGCCGAAGUGCAAAUGGAUUUCGCGACGAAGAUCGUGGAUGUUCAGGCAGAAAUCGGCGAAGUCAAGACCGCUCUGCGGAAAGGCGAUGGAGGAAAACACUUAGGAAUGGCAGGGGAUACACUGGCGGAAUAUCUGCUGCAACUAACUUAUGGUCCUCAGGCAACUUUGUUGAUCCAUUUCGAUUUCCAUCCGUCUCAGGAUCUUUCUUGGUGCCGCCCUUUGUUUAAUACCCAUGGAGUUGGAGUACGAGGGAACCAAUCUUCGGUUUGCUUUUGCUGCCACAGAUUAGAGCAGUACAAUUACGAGGGAAAAGAAAAGUACCAAGUAGAUGGAGGGAUCGAGGUGGAUCCUCGACCAGAUUCUAACGAAGGAAACAAGAGUCAUCUUUGCUAGAGAUUAUGGCUAGAAGUUUCGAUACCAGUGCUAGUGAGGGAGGGACAGAGAGCUACGGGUACGGCAGUGGAGGGGAAUAUUACUACAACACUAGUGGAGGAGGUGGACCUUCACCUUACGGAUAUGGACCUGGAGGACAUGGUCACGCAGGCAGUGUAGGAUUAAGGCUUCCGGGAAUCUUCCAUUUUGAAAAGCAUCCGGAGGCAUCCAUUUAAGGGAAAAACAGCCCCAGGAUGAGCUUCAAGAUGGAUUCCGGGAGGAAGGUCUAAUAGGAGUAGGUGGAGGAAGAGGACCAGUAGCUCCUAGCAACUACAAAGACCAUCAAGUAGUGGGUUCGAUUUCUUCUACUCCAUCUUCUAGACCAGGAGACACCAAAAACGAAGGCAGGCUUCCACCGAUGGAUCCGUCCAAGCCUCUCGACAAAGCACCUGUAGUCGACAAAGACGACGUAGAAUUAAGGGUUGCAAGUUGACCGAUCUCAGAGGAUAUCUACGACCUUUCCAAAGGGGAUAAGGCUAGAUAUUAUGCGAGCUAGAUCGGUCAGCUUGCAGCCGCUAAUAGAAAGUGUCUUGAAUCAUUUAGAAUACGCCAAGGACGCCUGCGCCCCUGAUGUCGAGACGUAUUUGCGUGUGCUAUCGAGGUCGCUCAAAAGCCUAGCCUCUUUGGUGUACAAGGUGUCCAACGCACAAGCGGCUUUAAAAGGUGGUCGUGUGGUCGUUUUAUUAGAUUACAUAAUGCGGCAAUACGACUUGGGAGAUGGCUCACUCAGCGGAUUCGUCGCAGGAUGUGUAUUUUGAUUUUCCUUGCUGUAUGAAGAUAGAGAUACGUGAUAUUUGGCCGUGUUUGAAAUGCAACUACAACAGUACUACCAGAUUUGUCUUCUGUACAGUCGUGUUCUUGUGAGAAGAUUAGACGAUCAAUCUAUAUUAUAACGAGCAGGACAUGCAUGUCUUUCCUCUUGUUUCAAUUCUACAAUGAUGAUCUACUUGAUCCGUCACAGGUCUGCAAUCUUGCUUACGAUGGUCCGUCAUGUGCACAACUGGUCACCGCCUCAGGCGGUGUCUCAUUGCUCAUUUCUCUUUUGAACGCCAUGUCGCUGUUUCCUACGCAUAACUACCUGCACCAAAAAGCUAGUGAGGCAAUCGCGCGAAUUCUGACGGAGGAAGCGGAGGAGAAAGAGAUUAUGGAUGGCUGCUGUAGCCUAGCAUUGUUCGUCGAUGUUGAUUUCUAUGGUAGUUUGAUCUCAGGAGCAGUUCAAUCUCUAAUAUAACCGGCACCGCUGACAUUUCGGAGAGGGCACAGCGAGCGGACCCCACAAUGCUACCCCCAGCUCUACUGCAUAACCGAGCUUUCCUCCUGGUACGUGUCCUAGCGUUGGCGCGUGGUCGUGUCUUCAGCACGAGUGUCACCAGUAGUGAGAAUCCUAGUCGAAGUUCGCUACCUCCGAUGCAGGAGGAGUCGUUUGCUCACUGGUCUCUGGUCGAAACACUAAUCCAGAAUGAAGCAUUAACAGUCGAAACACUGGCAGACGAAGUGGUCGCUAAUUUGGCGCAUGGUAGUUGUUUCUUUUUUUCAUCGUCGACGGCGGGCAACGCUGUGACAUUUCUAAGUCCAAAAGGCUCCGGCGCGCUACUUGCCCGCAGGGCCAUUCGCGGCGACGCGAAAAAAAGUGAGGCCCGGCCGACGUCUGGAAGAACUUGUGGCGCCGACUGGGCGCGCAGGGCGGACGCUGGGCGUGCAGGGCUGCACCUCGUGCGCCAUGCCUCCGCGCAGUGCAUGGGGGCCCGCUUGUCCGAACGGUGCCGCGUAUGGAAGGGAGCACUAACCACCCUUUCUACCAACUGCUUGCCAUCAGUGCGACCCUUGCAGGCGACAGCGCUCCGAUGGCGAUCACGAUCCAAAAAAUCGCGGCCACCCUAAGGACAUGGCCUGGCCGCAGGGCGUCGGCGCUGUGGCUCUGUCCACAGGGGAGCAGCGGGCCGCGCAGACGGGCCCGGGGAAGGUCCGUGGCGCUGUCUCUUCUAUUGUUUUCUGGAGGUAUGCCUGGCCUGGCCAACGUCUCAUCUUGCAGGAAAAGCGCCGCAAGGAAACAAGCGCGGGAGCUUCGUGAGAAGGCUGCGGCCCGAAAGACACGCAUGAGAGCGCACCAAAAAGCCGGCGGCCGGCUAGAAGGCGGACGCCUGGCGCCCUCAACUCCGAGCACCAUAAGGGUGGCGCGAUAUCGCUACCGUAUGGGUCUUAGAUUUGAGUAGACGCGGCUCGCAUUUCAGCAGGGCUACUGGCUUUGAAAGGCCACGCGCAAAGUGAGCGACUUGGUGGCGACAGUUUGCCAGCAGGCAACCACUUCGGCGAACUACGGGGCGGCUUUCUAGUUCUAUUCGCGUACUUUCACCAAGGCAGGGCGACCGGGAUGCGGUUGCGGGGGUCGGGUUUGCUGGAGGGAUGAAAGCUGGCGCCUAAUUUGGAGCGUAGCGCGCCCUGUGCAGCAUAGGAGCCGGGCCGGGUCGGCUUGUGGGUCUUGCUGGGUACGGGGCACGGCUGCUGCGGCUUGGGUCCGCAGUCGUAUGAGGAGGGCGGGCGCGCGCCGACUUUUUGGCGCCUUUGCGCUUUGGGUAGCCAGCCCAGAGGCCGCGCGCACGCCUAGCAAGACGAAGGACCAGCGCACGAAAUAGCCCGCGGGAUGUUACCCCGAAGGGUGAGACGAAGCGCCGGGCACUCGAAGAGUGCGCACGCGUUCGCAGUUCAUGCGGCUUUGGAUGCGUGAACUUCUGAAAUUUCAUGGCGCGGCCUCCUCCACUUCUACCGACUUCGCGCGCCGGUGAUACUUUUCAAACGGUUGCAAAAGAGACGAGGCUGGGCGCGGCGAGGCCUUCUGGUAUGGUAAUUGGCUCUCCAGAUCAUUUCGGGCGCUAUUACGUGGGCAAUGUAUUGCACAGAGCGCAUGGGCUGCUUAUCCAACCUAUGGAGUAUCCUGGUCUGUCAUUGGUAUCCCGGUCACGUCACGGCUAUGGCUGAAAUUGUACACACGAAGCGUGUUAAUAACGGAGGCCACUCCGCCCCUAGUACCGAUUUCGCCAGGGUCUCUGGAAUAUUGCCAAGCUUCACGAGUGAGGGGCCAGCGAUCUCCAACGGGACGGCCUUGCUGUAUCUUUUUGCUCUCUAGUGCGAGCGAGUGGCAGAAGCUUAGCUGAGAGCACAGCCUCGAAAUGAAGACCGUGCAGACAUUGCGGCGUCGAGUACCGGGGCCGCGGCCUGCAUUCGCAUGAGAAGGCGCGCAAUCCAAUAAAGCACUUUUCUCGCAUUUUCUGACAAAGGUCGCCCCGGGGGGUUUCGUGUGGGGUGUUAUGGCUGCAGCUGGCACAAUCAUCACGAGCACGAAGGUGCAGGGGAGUGCCUUUUAAACAUAAAGUCCUCGAGUAUUACGAUCCUCGUGCAAUUUUUAUUGUGUUUAGUCGUUACGGAGAGACUUGGCCUUGCUCGCUUCUUUUUGUCGUGUGUCGAUCUAGUUGCUCGGCCGGCAAAUCCAUGCAGUGCGGGCGGAAGGCGAACGAAAGACAGGAGUUUGGGACGAAGUCCGCACUGCAGCCGGCAGUGGUCCAGAGGAGAAGUGGGCAGUUUCUGCGCGACCCCGUCACUGUGCGCCCAUCCGUGCUCUGGGCAGCAGCGAAGAACAGGAGGCAGCACCAGGGGGACAAAAUGGCCGCAGGUCUCCGAGCUGCCAGCCUUACGCCGCCAACAGCGAAGCAAGGCAAAGCGCCGGAUACUAGCACGGCGGGCGCUCCGGUGUCAGGACAGUAGUGGCGCCUCGAGUGGCUUGCUCUUGGAUGGUUUUGCCGCCUCGCACUCACAUAAUCGAGGAAGUCUCGACGACAGUCGCGGCCAAGCUCCCUCCAGUCUUGGCGGUGUUUAUGAGCCACUAGGGAAGAACAAAGGCAAAGCGCGCGCGUGGGGUCGGCUUUGCCUCGGUUAAAUGGCCUACCUAGCAUCUUGGUAGAAGCGGCGAGGGCUUUCGCGCACGCAAUGACUUCGCCGGCAAGCUGAAAGGGGUCCACAGCAUUCACCGUCUGCCACAUCUGCGGCGGGGUGGCUUGCGAGGUGCAGGAAAUUCGCAGCGCUGGCGGAGCUUCUACGGGUGGCAAAUAGAUGAAUUAAACGCCCGAGGCCUCCACGCUUGGCGCUUUUCUGAGAGUGGUAGGGCGCAACACUCAGCGCCGCCACCUGCCUUGGGUGGCUCGUCUGGCUUUCGCGGGCGCCGUCGUAGCCGAUGCCUUUGCCCACGGGUCGGCGCGGGGGGGCUUGCUCUCGGUGGCGCGGCUCUGUCUACUUUUUGUAGCCGCGUCCGCUUAGGUGAAGCCGGCAAAGUCAGUUCUUGUUUUGUUGCUUAGUUAUUUCCUCCCGCCAUGCUCUCAUGGGGGUCGGAGGCAGACGCUACUUUUUCUAUACUUGUUAGUUUGUAGUUUGUAGCUAAGCUGGUGUUAGGGCGACGGCCUGAGAACAUUCAGGGACUCCUCAGCUGAUGCUUUAAAUCAACUCUUCAUCUGCAACUGCUCUACAGCUUCUUCAGACGGUCGUUGGCAUGAAGCCGUUUUUGUGGGUAUUUGUGCCUUAGUCAGCGCAGCCUGUGGAACUACAGAGUAUGGGGCAAACUUUUCUUCCGCACUGAGAAACUUGCAGAUGACACAACUCAUGCUAGACCUAUCAGAGUCUAAAAGCCUUUCGCAUGUUGGUACUAUAUUACCACUGUACUUCUAGAAUCUUGACAGACUUAUAUGAAGUUCCUUUUAGAAUAUGAAUUGAAACAGCACGAGCACACAUUAUAUAAGUACUCAACUUCAAAAAUUUGAUACUCCUUCCUAGUACUUGUAGGACGAGCAUGACAACUCCAUUCCAGUGCUAGUAUCAAGGGAAAGUAAAAAUCACAAACAUUACAACAACAGCUGCUCGUGGAGCAAUCGAAGCAAUUGCGCGUAUUAUCUCAACGAGCAUGGAAGGCUUGGAACUCUUUGUUUCUCUAGGAGGUGCGUCCUGCUUUCAGCUGUUGAUGGACCGUCACAGCGAAGAUAAGAUUUUACAGGCUAGAGCGAUCCGUGCUCUAGCUUCCUCUAUGGAUUGGCCGGACAUCAUCCGAGAGAAGGCGGCGGUUGACCAUGCAAUGCUACUGCAUAAGGUGCAACAUGCAAUGACGUUGCAUUUGAACUUAUGGAAUUUUAGCCUCUUUUUUUGUUGAUAGUGCUGGAUCUCAAUUUGUUGUUGAGAACAGAUAAGGACUAAUUGCAGAUGUGUGUGGGUAUUUUUGUAAUCUCAGAAGAGCCCUAAUUUCAGAUGUAUGUAGUAAUUUUUGUAGUCUUCGAACAACCUCCCUCCUCCUCUAUCUCUAACUUCUGACGCCUGGCUGCUCUGUGCUGGAUUCGAGGGCUUCUACAAGUUUUUGCCAAUGGUCCUGCAUACCGAUCCGGACUUGGUGCGGAAGGUUUCCGUAACCGUUCACGAGGUGUUGCAGAGAUUUCCGGAUGACACGAAACUGAUCGCAUGGGGCACUAGGAUCCUGGAUAUUGCGAAGGGGCCGACGUCGAAGUGAGGAGCAGGGAAGGAGGCAGGGAAGGUCGUUGAGCCAACAAUUCUUUGAAGAAAGGACCGGGGCAUCAAGUAGCUGGAGUGUAGAAAGAGUUAAUAAAUGGGCAAAAGAAGGCUUUUGGAAGUAUACUACUCUGGAUUCGCGAUGUAAGGUACUAUGAAUACUUUUAAGAUAAUAGGAUAAUAAAAACCUGAAACUGUAGAUAAUUCGAAGAAGCUAUUUCUGUACAUCGACUCGGACAUUUUUUCAUGAUGAGGAGUGACAUCCAUCCACUCAACAUGACAAUGAUUUUAUUCCAUGGAUAAGCACAAGAACAGCGUGCUUGACGACGAUAUCUCAAGGAUUUUGUUGAAGAUAGCCUGCUGUCAUCAUAGCAUGAGCAUAUUGAGCAAUCUGAGAGCGGGGCGCACUCGACUGUCUUUCUCUACGACGACAA
Amoebophrya sp. A25 is the source of this 6717-nucleotide messenger RNA. NCBI's taxonomy places the organism in Eukaryota, Dinophyceae, Syndiniales, Amoebophryaceae. The record is from the annotation of a GenBank genome assembly.